This is a messenger RNA of Perkinsus marinus ATCC 50983, 327 nucleotides long. RefSeq lists its product as hypothetical. NCBI's taxonomy places the organism in Eukaryota, Perkinsozoa, Perkinsida, Perkinsidae. The coding region runs from base 1 to 327 and encodes 108 amino acids. The transcript is spliced from 5 exons. The record is from RefSeq and is a predicted model, not a curated record.
AUGUCUGUUAUCAAGGCCGCCCGGCCGAGGCUUCUCGAUAGUGAGAUACCACCUUUUGUAUCACUGCUACCACCACUACCUCAUUUGCCGGGCCUCUUUGAAGGUCGUCGUCGCUCCUCGAUAGGUGGUAUGGACCUGGGACAAGCAGGGCUUUCGGCUGGGGUGGGAGCUCCGAAAUUCGGAGCUGCUGAGUUCGCAGCCAUACUCCCAUACUUGCCACGACGAUUUAUGGAAAAAGGUGGAGGAGAUCCCUGUGAGGUUGGCCACGGCAAGGGGGGAUUCACUUUGGCGUAUACUGGGAUGAAGUGCCGGUUCGACCCUUGGUAG